Messenger RNA from Chanos chanos (milkfish), 3441 nucleotides. RefSeq names its product teashirt zinc finger homeobox 3b (gene tshz3b). Lineage: Eukaryota; Metazoa; Chordata; Actinopteri; Gonorynchiformes; Chanidae. The record is from RefSeq and is a predicted model, not a curated record. Bases 70 to 3441 code for a protein of 1123 amino acids. Gene Ontology annotation, molecular function: DNA binding; DNA-binding transcription factor activity, RNA polymerase II-specific. Gene Ontology annotation, cellular component: nucleus. Gene Ontology annotation, biological process: regulation of transcription by RNA polymerase II. The transcript is spliced from 2 exons.
AGAAGAAGAAAAAAAACCCCCAAAAAGUCUGCAGCGUACGUUCCUGAGGAGCUGAAAGAAGCAACCUUGAUGGACGAAGAUGUUGAAGGUGAUGACUCUGCAGUUGAGGAGGAACCUGCAGUCAAGUACAUGUGCCAGGACAAAGACUUCCUUAUCAAGGAGCGGCCGGCUUUUCGUGACUCCCCCGCCGCUGACCUCUCUGGCCAUGACAUGGACAGCGAAUCCCACCUGAGUGAGUCCAGCGACCGCAUGUCGGACUUCGAGAGUGCCUCCGUAAAGAACGAGGAUGAUGGCCCUGCCAAGGAACCUCUAACGUCACUCUCGUCCACAUCAUCCAUGAUGAUGACAUCUACAGCGACUCCAGGCGGUGAAGAACCAAAUCCGUCUGGCCCGGACAGCCUAGAGCAGAUGAAGGCCAUUUACACCAGCUUCCUUACCAACUCUUACUGGUCGUCCUUGAACCUGAACCUCACCCAGCCAUCUGCUGAGAAGCCUCCACGUAGCCACAGCAGUAGCAGCAGCAGCAGUAGCAGCAGCAGUAGCAGUUGUGGCAGUGGUGGCUAUGACUGGCACCAGUCUGCUGUCGCUAAGACACUACAGCAAGCAUCACAGAACCAGAAUAGAAUAUUACAUCCAGCAGCUGAGCCUAAUCUUUUCAGCACUGUGCAGCUGUACCGACAGAGCUCCAAGCUAUACGGCUCCAUCUUCACUGGUGCCAGCAAGUUCCGCUGCAAGGACUGCAGUGCAGCCUAUGACACACUUGUAGAGCUUACUGUUCACAUGAACGAAACAGGCCACUACCGCGAUGACAACCAUGAGACGGACAGCGAAGGUACCAAGCGGUGGUCCAAGCCACGCAAGCGUUCUUUACUUGAGAUGGAAGGCAAAGAGGAUGCUCAAAAAGUCCUUAAGUGCAUGUACUGUGGCCACUCCUUUGAGUCACUGCAAGACCUCAGUGUCCACAUGAUCAAGACAAAACACUACCAGAAAGUGCCUCUCAAGGAACCUGUGACCCCUGUAGCAGCUAAAAUCAUCUCUUCUGCUCGUAAGAGAGCACCCAUUGAGCUGGACCUACCCAGUUCUCCAGAUUCCAAUGGUGGCACACCAAAGCCCUCCCUAUCAGACCCCAGUGACCUUCUCCCGAAGACUCCCAAUCCCUACAUCACUCCAAAUAACCGCUAUGGGCACCAGAAUGGUGCAAGCUAUGCGUGGCAGUUCGAGUCCAGGAAAUCACAGAUACUGAAAUGCAUGGAAUGUGGGAGCUCCCAUGACACACUGCAGGAGCUCACAGCACACAUGAUGGUCACAGGCCACUUCAUCAAGGUCACCAACUCUGCCAUUAAAAAAGGCAAACCUGUCAUGGAAUCUUCCCCUACUCCUGCUCCAACAAACCUUGCCUCUGUGGAGGAGAAGGUGCAGUCUGUACCACUCGCUGCUACAGCAUUUUCACCUCCACCUCCUGCUCCUCCUCCACCAAGCAUCUCUCCAGCCAUCACCAUGGAGGUCAAGAAGGAGGAGAAAGAAGAGGAGUGCACUAAGGAAACCACUAACAACCACAAAGACAAGACAAAAACAAUUGAAGAUGAAGCAGAAGAGAAGUUUGACAUCUCCUCUAAGUACCCCUACUUAACAGAAGAGGAUCUGGAGGAGAGUCCUAAGGGUGGGUUAGAUAUCCUCAAAUCCUUAGAGAACACUGUAACUUCUGCAAUCAAUAAAGCACAGAAUGGUGCACCAAGCUGGGGAGGCUAUCCAAGCAUCCAUGCUGCCUAUCAGCUGCCCAACAUCAUGAAGCUUUCCCUGCGUAACUCUGGAAAGAGCUCCCCACUGAAGUAUAUGUUCUCUGGUGAAGACAUCAUGUCCCCAGGCAAAAACCAACCUCUGGUCUCUCCUCCUAGCUGCCAGACUUCACCCUUACCUAAAAACAACUUCCAUGCUAUGGAGGAAUUGGUCAAGAAAGUGACAGAAAAAGUGGCCAAAGUAGAGGAAAAGAUGAGAGAACCUGGAGUCAGGGCAUCUCCUCUUAGAAGAACCACACCCUCUCCUUGUAGCAGUGAGGCUGGGGACUCAACUCGAGGAGAGUCUCCCAAAGAGAGGAAAGGAGCUAAAACCCCAGAGAGCAAUGGAGCAACCAGCAGCCACAAAGACUCUAAUGGUGAAACUCUCACAAAAGAGUCUCUAGAGAAUGGGACUGAUCAUGUGGUCAAAGCCCCUGUUUCAUCUCUCUGUGGUAGCACCACCAUCAUAACGGAUCAUCCCCCAGAGCAGCCCUUUGUCAACCCUCUGAGUGCACUUCAGUCGGUGAUGAAUGUUCAUCUGGGUAAAGCUGCGAAGCCAGCCCUGCCAUCUCUUGAUCCGAUGAGUAUGCUCUUUAAAAUGUCCAACAGCCUGGCAGAGAAGGCUGCUGUUGCUGCCUCCACUCCAGCACAAACCAAAAAGACCAAUGAGCACCUGGAUCGCUACUUUUACCACAUCAAUAAUGACCAACCCAUUGACCUGACCAAAGGCAAAAGUGACAAGACCAGCUCCCUGGGAUCAGCUGGCCUGUCCUCAUCCACCACAUCUACUCCAUCAUCUAUAUCACCCCCAUCCACCAUCACCAUGACCAAGGCUUCAUCUGCUGUUGCGUCUUUCAUGUCCAACUCACCCUUACGUGAAAAUGCCCUGUCAGACAUCUCAGACAUGCUACGAAACCUAACAGAGAGCCAUGCCUCCAAGUCCUCGACACCAAACAGUCUGUCAGAGCGCUCUGACAUUGAAGGCACCACGCCGGAAGAUUCCGAAGAAAUUUCACCAGCCCAAAAGCGAAAAGGCCGACAGUCCAACUGGAACCCCCAGCACUUGCUCAUCCUACAGGCGCAAUUUGCUGCCAGCUUGCGGCAAACAGGUGAUGGAAAGUACAUCAUGUCUGACCUCAGCCCGCAGGAGCGAAUGCACAUCUCCCGCUUCACCGGCCUCUCCAUGACAACCAUCAGCCACUGGUUGGCCAACGUCAAGUAUCAGUUGCGGCGGACAGGCGGUACUAAGUUUCUGAAGAACCUCGACUCUGGACAUCCGGUGUUCUUCUGCAGUGACUGUGCCUCGCAAAUUCGAGCGCCAUCAACAUAUGUCAGCCAUCUUGAGUCACAUCUGGGCUUCCGACUUAGGGACUUAGCCAAGCUGUCAGGAGAGCAGCUAGCUAGUCAGAUCUCUAGCCAUACCAAGGGCCUCUCUGAGAAACUGCUCUCAGCCCACUCACUGUCUCACCAACUUCCCAACCCAAGCCCACACGUGCACUCCCCAUCACCUUCGCCUGACGAGGAGGGCAGUGGCACUUCAUACCAGUGUAAAUUGUGUAACCGGACUUUUGCCAGCAAGCAUGCCGUUAAGCUCCAUCUUAGCAAGACCCAUGGCAAAUCCCCUGAGGACCACCUAAUGUAUGUUUGCGAACUAGAGAAACAGUAG